AGCGCUGACGGCUGAAACCAGAGUAGCGGGUGUGUGUGUGUGUGUGUGUGUGUGUUUGGGGAUGUGUUUGCAGCCCAACGGGUGGAUCAUUGCCAGGUCCCGCUCCUCUUAAUCGCAAAAUAUGCCGCUCCCAGCUCAGGUGCUCGGCAAGUAAGCGGACUUUUUCUACAGGCAGGAGCUCGGAAACCUGUAGCGUCCAAGGCUUCGGCAGCAACGGGGAGGAGAAAGAGCCUUCCAGCGCCAGUAACCACUCCCCAAAGGGAAAGUCAUGAGGGGGUGGAGAGCCAGCGCUAGGUGCGGGGGGGAGCUGCUAUUGGUACGCACGGAAUAAACACCAGCCCCUGGGAGCAGCAGCCCCCCGAGUGCAGGAGGCAGCCAGGCAGAGCGAGCGGCGCCCCGGAGCAGCAGCAUCCCGCUCCUGCCCGAACCACGUCCCUUCCCGCGGCAACUCUGAGCGCGUCCGGGCACCGCCAUGGGCUCCCCACAGAAGCCGCCCCUCGCUCACCUCUUCAAAGGGACCUUCGUGCACGCCAGCGGCUCCUCGCCCAUGGACGUGCUGCAAGGCCACCUGCUGGGCGUGGGCGACGACGGGAGAAUUGUGUUUUUGGAGCAAGCAGAUCAGCAAGAGCAACUAGCGAAGAAGUGGGGCUUCAAAGCAUCUGAUAUAAGAGAGCUUAGUAAUCAUGAAUUCUUCAUGCCAGGAAUGGUUGAUACACAUAUCCAUGCACCUCAGUAUGCUUUUGCUGGAACAAGAGUAGAUCUACCUCUUUUGGAAUGGUUAAACACAUAUACAUUUCCAACAGAAGUCAAAUACAAAGAUAAUGAUUUUGCUGAAGAAGUAUACACCAGAGUUGUAAGAAGAACGCUAAAGAAUGGCACGACUACAGCAUGCUACUUUGCAACAAUUCACACAGCUGCUUCUUUGCUACUUGCUGAAAUUAUAGAUAAAUUUGGUCAGCGAGCAUUUGUUGGAAAAGUUUGCAUGGAUAUCAAUGAAAUUGUUCCAGAAUACAAGGAAACCACUGAUGAAUCUGUCAAGGAGACAGAAAGGUUUGUUAAAGAACUACUGGAAAAGAAAUAUCAAAAGGUACAACCCAUAGUGACGCCUCGUUUUGGACCUUCCUGCACUGAGAAGUUGCUAAGUAGACUUGGUGACUUUGCGAAGGCUCAUGAUAUCCACGUGCAGAGUCAUAUAAGCGAGAAUGAUGGAGAAAUCAAACUUGUGCAGCAAAUGUUUCCUGACUAUAAAAAUUAUACUGAUUUAUAUGAUAAAACCAAGCUACUUACAAGCAAGACUGUGAUGGCCCAUGGCUGUUAUCUCUCUGAUGAAGAGCUGAAAAUUUUUAGUCUUCGAGGAGCUGCAAUUGCCCAUUGCCCCAAUUCAAACAUUUCGUUGUGCAGUGGCUUUUUAAACGUACAAAAUGUUCUGAAGCACAAUGUGAAGCUUGGUCUUGGCACAGAUGUUGCUGGUGGGUAUUCAUCUUCUAUGCUUGAUGCUAUCAGGAGAUCGAUGUCUUCAUCUAAUACCCUUCUACUCAAUAAAGUGACCAGUAGAGGCUUAACUCUUAAAGAGGCUUUCAGACUAGCAACUCUUGGAGGGAGUCAAGUCCUAGGACUAGAUGAUGUGAUUGGAAACUUUGAAGUUGGCAAAGAAUUUGAUGCACUGCUGAUUAACCCCAAGGCUUCAGACAGUCCUUUUGACUUGUUUGCUGGAGAUACUUUUGAGGAUAUUAUCCAGAAGUUCCUGUAUCUAGGUGAUGAUCGGAAUAUUAAUGAAGUAUAUGUGGCAGGCAAGCAAGUGGUUCCUUUUUCAAGUUCAGUAUAAUUUGAUUUCCGUUCUGCAAAACAUUCUAUGGAUCAUUCUGCAUCUAAGUUUGAAGGGAUUGGUUAAAUGCAGUGCCUCAUUGUCAAGAGUGACACCUCAGUUUCUUUAUUUAAUGCUAUGAAUUUGAAAAAUGAUUAUGAGCCUUGUUAGAUUACAAUUUACCUUACCAAGAUGAUCACAUUUGUAUAAGAAAAAAGGCUUUUAGGUCCAUCUUUACAAGUCACAUCCAUGAUCGGUGGCAGGGAGGGCAGAAGAGAAAGCAGGGGCAGCUAGAUUAAAGCCAGUGCAGUAUACCUACUCUACCAGAGGUUUCAAGUGAAAACCGUGCAGCUGUCUGGAGCUCACAGAUUGCCAGAGCCAAAUGGAAUUCAGACCUUGCAUGUUUUUAGUUCUGUUCUAAGCCUAGAACCUCUGGGCCUGAUUCUCUUCGCACACAGCAAUUUAUACCAGUUAACUGAAUUGACUUCAGUGGGAUUACUCCUGACUUAAACUGGUGACAGAUCAGACUCAGGCCCAAUGAUUUUUGCAAUCAGAAAUUCUCUUUUGGUAAAGAAAAUACAUAUUUUUUAAGACCAGAAAGGGAAAGUUCUUCCACCCCAACCCUCAUAACUUCCAAAUUAUCAAGAAGUUGUGUAUAAAAAGCUUUUCCUUUUUUAUGAGUGGCUAAAAACAGAGGAUCCAUAAAUAUUCCCUGUGUGUUCACAAUAUUUGUAAUUCCUGCAGAAUAUAGUUUUGAAUGGAGAUGGAUUUUUAAUAGCAAAACCAGAGCAGUCUAAAUGUAUAGGAUUUACUUGUUCCUGCAAGUGCUUGUCAGGAACCAUUAUCUGUGUUUGAGCACAGAGGCAGGCGCAAUCCCAGUCUGGUUCGCUUCCAGUUUAACGCUGCCCUUUUAAUCUUUGAAAAGGUCUGUGAGAUUAAACUCUUCCCUUGAAGAGCACAUUUCCCUAGGUUUUAGCUCUGCCAUUUUGCCUCUGGGUUUACCUCCUGCUGGCCUAAUGCAUCUUUUUCCAUGGUUGCUUUGUAACACAAUGGAAGUGCACUUGAAUGUAAAUACCCUCAGAGACCUUUCCUCUAGGCCAGUUCUACAAUAGGAAAUUAGGUCGGUAUAACUAUAUGUUGCAUAAUCCACACCCGAGUGACGACCUAACCCCGGGCAUAGACAGCGCUAGGUCGACUGGAGAAUUCUCCUGUGGACAUAGUUAGGUACUCCACCUCCCUGAGAAGUAGUACCUAUGCGAAUGGGAGAAGCCUCCCAUUGGUGUAGGUCAGUGGUGGGCAACUUGCAGUCCGUGAGCCACAUGCAGCCUGUCAGGGUAAUCCGCUGGCGGGCCACCAGACCGUUUGUUUACAUUUGCAUGGCUGCCUGCAGCUCCCAGUGGCCGCGGUUCACCGUUCCCGGCCAAUGGGAGCUGUGGUAAGCGGCAGCCUGCAGGCCACAGGUUGCCCACCGCAGCUCCAGAGGAUCCCUAAAAAUCUGCAAGCCUAAACACAGCAGAACAAUUAUAGCCAAAUAUAGCAGCCAAAACACAGCAGAACAAUUUGGGGAAGAGUCAUUGAGGAUCCCAUUGUGGAAUUUUACUCCCACCCAAGGUUUUCUAUGAAAUUCUGCCAAGCUCCCCCCCCUUGCACAAAAUUGCCUAAAUAAAGACAAAUCAAAGCACAAAACCCCCACAAAAAUACACCACAAACAAAAUAUGAGCUGGCCACAAGGCAUAAAGGGAAGAUAUGAAACAGGACUAAGGACAAGGCCAGGUCCUCAGCUAGUGUAACUUGCCAUCGCACAAUGAGCUUCAGCUGAGCGUCUGGCCCAAAAAGAGUACAAAUGGGUGAGAGAACCUCUAAUGCACAUAUAACCAACUGCUUCCAGUUGUCUACCCAGACUCUGGAUGGAAUCUUUGAUGUUAUUUGUGUCUUUCAUUUAUGUUCAGUGGCAGCAUGCAAUUCAGAAAAAAAGAUGGGCUGUGGGAGGCUAGCUUGCUGGACCAAUAUGCUUAAUGUGCACUAUGUUAAGACCAGCACUUUUUAUUUAUUAUAAAUGGAAUCUAUUUGAAAUGUUAUGUCUUUAUCUUACUGUGUCACUUAUUAAACUUCUGCUUUUAGUUAUUAAUGAAAUUGCUACUAAAUAUUGCCUAUGCUUUAUGCAGCAUUAUUUGAAUUAUUCAUGUGUAGCAAGUGGUGAUCUGCACUUUAAAAUGUUGCCUUGGCCUAAUGUUUAUAGUUAUUCAGUGAUUUUUGCCAACAGAAGGCAUUGUAGACUGAGGAGAGAGAUUCUGUAUUUGUUCAUUUGUACUGAAUGUUUUCAUUGCUGGAGUGUAAUUUCUGCUAGUAAAGAAAGAGUUAAAGGAACCCUGUCAAGUAGUUUAUGCUCAAGUGUAGGUUGUGGGGACCGGAGGGGAGGGGGUGUCCUUUAAUAGAUUUAUAAAACCUGAUAUGAAUAGAAAUAUUUUCAUUGAAUUAAGAAAAGUUCUGUGGAAACAGGCUUUUAAAAUUUAGCCUGUAGUAUGGACAGCAAAGCACAACAAAAAAGCAACAUAAAUGGACAAAAGUAAAUUGAAGUUCUUUUAAAGAAUAUUUCAGUUCUGAAAAUCAGAGAUAUUACCAGCAUAAUCAGACAUGGACUUCAAAACAUGUAUAGUUUUAAAUGUUCCCAUAAGUAAUCCAUAAAGCAUGACAAGAUGUAUAGCUUUUGAAUUUUAUAAUGCAUUCAUAUAAAA
Messenger RNA from Mauremys reevesii (Reeves's turtle), 4539 nucleotides. It is a transcript of the gene GDA, whose product is annotated as guanine deaminase. Gene Ontology annotation, molecular function: zinc ion binding; guanine deaminase activity. The coding region runs from base 473 to 1825 and encodes 450 amino acids. The transcript has 14 exons. NCBI's taxonomy places the organism in Eukaryota, Metazoa, Chordata, Testudines, Geoemydidae. The record is from RefSeq and is a predicted model, not a curated record. Gene Ontology annotation, cellular component: cytosol. Gene Ontology annotation, biological process: guanine catabolic process.